Messenger RNA from Durusdinium trenchii, 303 nucleotides. NCBI's taxonomy places the organism in Eukaryota, Dinophyceae, Suessiales, Symbiodiniaceae. The record is from the annotation of a GenBank genome assembly.
AUGACGGAUUUGUUUGCUUCUUUGACCCUCGACUCUCCAUGCGGUGUGCUUUCUUCUUUGAAGCCGUCGAAUUGGCGGUUGGCCCCUCCUGAGCCUUGCAUAAGUGGGUCAACAUAUGCGAUUUGCAACGGCAAAGGAAUCGAAGUCCGCCUCUUUGGAAGGAUGAACAACUCGGCGUGUCCCAUCUCGCGGAUUUGGUGGUGGAUCUCAUGCGAAUUGAACCCCCAGUUUCCGCCAGUUUCGGACACAGGUCCCAGCAUUCUUAGCAGUGAGUGGCCACCUUCUUCUGAGAUGCCAAUUUAA